Messenger RNA from Paramuricea clavata, 1107 nucleotides. The record is from the annotation of a GenBank genome assembly. NCBI's taxonomy places the organism in Eukaryota, Metazoa, Cnidaria, Anthozoa, Malacalcyonacea, Plexauridae.
AUGAGUCGUCAGAGUCGACAAGAAAAUAUGUCACUAUUGGACGAUAUAAACACUAUAUUUAAGUCGAGGUUGGAAUAUAUUAACAGUCUUUUGAGAUUACAAGAAGACAUUCAAGGACUUAUUGAUGCAGGGCCUGGGAAUGUUGGCCAGGUUAUGUCGAAGAAAGAUGUUUAUGAUAAAACGUGGUGUGAAUUUGUAACUGUUCAUGAGGAAUAUUUAGAAAUUGUCACAGCUGAGGAUGAAAAAAGAAGAGCCAGUUUGACAUACAAAGAACAGAUGGCAAAAAAGGUACAAUUGGACGGAGUAGUAGCAUCUUGGUGUAAAAAGCCAAGGUUGUAUGGAUCUGGUAAAGGUCGAAGCCAGAUUAGUAGUUUAACAAGUGGAACAAGUUCAGCAUCAGCCUUGUCAAAGAAAAGGGAAAAGAUGGCUCUCGCACAGUUAAAAGUAAAUCAGUUAAUGCAACGACAUGAAAUGAAGAGGAGGAUGGAAGAGUUGAGAUAUCAAGAAGAACUAAUGGAAGCUCAAAUGGAAGAAGAACAAGCAAAGGUUAGCUUUAAUAUUUACAAUGAAUUAGCUAAUGAACAUAUUGGAGAGUAUGACAAUAAUAUGCCAGGUUUUAAUGGUAAUGAAGUACAAGGGGAAUCUGAUUUGAGCCCUCUGACCAAGACCAAUGCUUAUGAAUUGGAAAGUGAAUUUUAUACUCGCUAUCCCCCUGACCUUCCUUCAAUUCAAGAGUUGUCGAGAACAACACAACAUUUGGAACAACAUGAAGUAUAUAGACCGAUAGUAUUGGAGGCCGGAAGUGUAGACUGGGACUAUGCAACACUCACAAUGGUGAGACACCCAGUCGUGAAUUACCCCAUCUUAAGUCAUGCAGUAAUGGAGCACACAAGUUAUCCUAGUGCUUUCAUCCCUCAAACAAGUAAGUCGUUUAAUUACCCUGGAAAUCAUAGACCGCAGCUAGAUACCAGAUUACCCUCAGAGCGACAAGUAUAUAUGGGGAAUAAUAGAAACUGUGGUAAGCUAGAUGCAUGUCACCCAGUACCAAGAUUACAAGAAGAAUUGGCAACUAAGUUACCAUGGCAACCACCUGAAAGAGAGCUUGAG